GUCUCUCGCUGCAGCUGGAGCUGCAGGUCUCGCCUUCACUGCCCUGUGUCCUCUGCUCGCAGAGGCCCAGCCUCUGUGGCCCUGUGACCUGCAGGUAUUGAGAGAUCCACAGCUAAGACGCCAGGUACCCCGGAAGCCUAGAAAUGGGCGACCUGAGGUCUGGAGUGUAUCCUCUCAAGGGAGCAAGUGGAUCCCUGGGGCAGAGAGGAAGCUUCUAGUGUACUCUUACUUUGAAAAGGAGACGUUGACAUUUAGGGAUGUGGCCAUAGAAUUCUCUCUGGAGGAGUGGGAAUGCCUGAACCCUGCUCAGCAGAAUUUAUAUAUGAAUGUGAUGUUAGAGAACUACAAAAACCUGGUCUUCUUGGCAGGUAUUGCUGUCUCUAAGCAAGACCCGAUCACCAGUCUAGAGCAAGAAAAAGAGCCCUGGAAUAUGAAGAUAUGUGAGAUGGUGGAUGAAUCCCCAGCUAUGUGUUCUUCUUUUACCAGAGACCUUUGGCCAGAGCAAGACAUAAAAGAUUCUUUUCAACAAGUGAUACUGAGAAGACAUGGCAAAUGUGAACAUGAGAAUUUACAGUUAAGAAAAGGCUCCGCAAAUGUGGUUGAGUGUAAGGUGUACAAAAAAGGUUAUAAUGAACUAAACCAGUGUUUGACAACUACCCAGAGCAAAAUAUUUCCAUGUGAUAAAUAUAUAAAAGUCUUUCAUAAAAUUUUCAAUUCAAAUAGACACAAGACAAGACAUACUGGAGAGAAACCUUUCAAAUGUAAAAAAUGUGAUGAAUCAUUUUGCAUGCUUUUACACCUACAUCAACAUAAAAGAAUUCAUAUUAGAGAGAAUUCUUACCAAUGUGAAGAAUGUGACAAAGUGUUUAAGCGGUUCUCAACCCUUACUAGACACAAGAGAGUUCAUACUGGAGAGAAACCCUUCAAAUGUGAAGAAUGUGGCAAAGCUUUUAAGCACUCCUCAACCCUUACUACACAUAAGAUGAUUCAUACUGGAGAGAAACCCUACAGAUGUGAAGAAUGUGGCAAAGCCUUCUACCAUUCUUCACACCUUACUACACAUAAGGUAAUUCAUACUGGAGAGAAGCCCUUCAAAUGUGAAGAAUGUGGUAAAGCUUUUAACCACCCUUCAGCCCUUACUACACAUAAGUUCAUUCAUGUUAAAGAAAAACCCUACAAAUGUGAAGAAUGUGACAAAGCUUUUAACCGAUUCUCAUACCUUACUAAACAUAAGAUAAUUCAUUCUGGAGAGAAAUCUUACAAAUGUGAACAAUGUGGCAAAGGCUUUAACUGGUCUUCAACCCUUACAAAACAUAAAAGAAUUCAUACUGGAGAGAAACCCUACAAAUGUGAAGAAUGUGGCAAAGCCUUUAAUGUGUCUUCACACCUUACUACACAUAAGAUGAUUCAUACUGGAGAGAAACCCUACAAAUGUGAAGAAUGUGGCAAAGCCUUUAACCACUCCUCAAAACUUACUAUACAUAAGAUAAUUCAUACUGGAGAGAAACCUUACAAAUGUGAAGAAUGUGGCAAAGCUUUUAACCAAUCCUCAAACCUUACCAAACAUAAGAUAAUUCAUACUGGAGAGAAACUCUACAAAUGUGAAGAAUGUGGCAAAGCUUUUAACCGAUCCUCAAACCUUACUACACAUAAGAGAAUUCACACUGGAGAGAAACCCUACAAAUGUGAAGAAUGUGGCAAAGCUUUCAACCGAUCCUCAAACCUUACUAAACAUAACAUAAUUCAUACUGGAGAGAAAUCUUACAAAUGUGAAGAAUGUGGUAAAGCCUUUAACCAAUCCUCAACUCUUACUAAACAUAGGAAAAUUCAGCAGGGCAUGGUGGCUCAUGCCUGUAAUCCCAACACUUUGAGAGGACUAGGUGAGCAGAUCGCGAGGUCAGGAGUUCAAGACCAGCCUGGCCAACAUGGUAAAACCCCAUCUCUACUAAAAAUACAAAAAUUUGCUGGGUGUGGUGGCAGGCGCCUGUAAUCCCAGCUACUUGGGAGGCAGAGGCAGGAGAAUCAUUUGAACCUGGGAGGCAGAGGUUGCAGUGAGCCAAGAUCGCGCCAUUCUACUCCAGCCUGGGCCACAAGGCAAGACUCUGUCUCAAAAAAAAAAAAAAAAAGAAAAGAAAAUUCAUACUGGAACGAAACCCUACAAUUGUGAAGAAUGUGCCAGUGCUUUCAACCAGUCCUCGAACCUUUUUAAGAAAAUAAUUUAUACUGGAGAGAAAUUCUACAAAUGUGAAGAAUAUGGCAAAGCCUUUAACCAGUCUUCAACUCUUACUAGGCAUUAAAAAUUCAUACUGUACAGAAACCCUACGAGGGUGAAAAACAUGGCAAAGCCUUUAACAAGCCCUCAAUUCUUAACAGACAUAACAUAAUUCAUACUGGAAAGAAACUCUGCAAACCAGAAAGAUCUGGCAAUGCUUUUGACAACACCUCAAACUUUUCUAACCAUAAAAGAAAUUAUACUGGUGAGAAAUCUUAGAAAUCUGAAGAAUGAGACAAAGCCUUUAAAUGGUUGUCACACUUGAUUGUAGGUAAGAUAAUUCAUACUGGAGAAAACACCUACAUGUGUGAACAAUGUGGCAAAACUUAACCAGUGCUCACACCUUAUUGCACAGGAAAGCAUUUGUACUUGAGAUAAAUUAUACAAAUAUAAAGACUGAAAAAGCCAUUAAUAUAUGUUCAUAUCUCAACACCAGAUAGUUCAUACUUAAUAAAAGCAUUAUAAGUACAAUUACUGUCAAAAGACCUUUCAGAAAAUACAAGCUUUUGACCAGGCGUGGUGGCUCAGGCCUAUAAUCCCAGCACUUUGGUAGGCCAAGGCAGGUGGAUCAUGAGGUCAGGAGUUUGAGACCAGCCUAUCCAAGAUGGUGAAACCCCAUCUCUACUAAAAAUACAACAAUUAGCCGGUUGCGGUGGUGGUGCCUGUAAUCCCAGCUACUCAAGAGGCUGAGGCAGGAGAAUCACUUGAACUUGGGGAGGGAGAGGUUGCAGUGAGCUGAGAUUGCACUCUAGCCUGGGCCACAGAGCAAGACUCCAUCUAAAAAGUAAAAAAAAAAGAAAAUAUGAACUUUACAGUGAAGAAUAUUUAUUUUGAAGAUGAAUGUUACAAAUAUAAAGUGGGUAGUAGUGCCUUUACUUGUAUCACAGAUCUUAUUGUAGACAUUUUUUGUAGAGGAAAAACUCUGAAGCACUUUCACACUUUGUUCAAUAUCAGGGAAUUUAUAUUGAAGAAAAAUCAUGCAAAUGUAGUAAAUUUGGAAAAACACUUUUUCAAAAACUACAGCUUAGAAAACAGAGUUCAUACUAGAAUAUAUUUUUGCAGAUGCAGUAAAAGUUAAAAAAAAUUUAAUCCAUAAGUAAGUCUGUGUAAAUAUCAGAAUUUAUGGUAGAAAUACAUAAGGCACUGACAACAUCAGAUAUACUAAAUCAGAGGGCUGAGUAUAGAAAAUUAAAGUUGGUAGAAAAAUUAUUUGUAUAUAACUUUAAGAGGAUCAGAAGGUUUUUUGCAGUUAUAAUUACAUUCAAAGUAUACUUUAUUUCUUGAAAAAUAUUACAGAUUUUUUGAAAAGUGAAUAAUGAUGUCAUUCAACUCUGAAAUUCCUGCCGUUUCUUCAUUCCUAUUGGAUUCACAUGUGAAAGCAUGGGAUCAAUUAUUGCUGUAUCAAAGAUAUGAAAGAUUCUUUCUUUGUUUUGUUCUGUUUUUUUGAGAUGGAGUUUUGCUCUUUCGUCCAGGCUGGAGCACAGUGGCAUGAUCUCGGCUCACUGCAACCUUCAAUUUCCAGUUUCAAGCGAUUCUCCUCCCUCAGCCUCCUGAGUAGCUGGGAUUACAGGCGCAUAUCACCACGCCCAGCUAAUUUUUAUGUUUCUAGUACAGACAGGAUUUCAUCAUGUUGGCCAGGCUGGUCUCAAACUCCUCACCUUGUGAUCCACCCACCUUGGCCUCCAAAGGUGCUGGGAUUACACAGGCAUGAGCCACUGCUCCUGGCAAGAGAUUCUUUUUUAUUAGGUGGGCAUUAUUUGUGAUCUUUUCUAUUGAAAAGUAAAAACAUUAGAAUGUAAGAUGCAUAAUGAAAAUGUAAGUGGAGAGGUUCUUUGGGGUUAACUUAUAAUAUUGAGUGGUGCAUGAGGUUGGUGUUCAGAGUAAUAUUCUGCAUUAUGAAAAAACAUUUAAUUUUAUUUAAAAUUUAGUUUAUCAUACUAAUUGUACUUUUAUAUAAGAUGCAGUACAUUUUUAAAAUUUUAGAUUGUGUGAAGUUAAUAGUUUAACAUUUUUAACAUGUUAAAUACUAUUGUGCAUUCAAUGAAGCAUUAUUAUACCACAAACUUUACCCUGUUCCACCUUACUGAAGGGUAUAGGUAAAAGAUGGUAACGAUAUACUAUUUAGUAACAUAAUGGAUUAACAUCUCUAGUAAUUUUUUUUGCCAGUGGCUUUAAACCGCAAAUAAGUUAAAGAAUAUUGUUUCUGUAGGUUAAAUUUUUAUUUUGUUUUUAAUCAUUUAAAUUUAAUUUUGGUGGGUACAUAAUAUGAGUAUAUAUUUAUGCACUUAUAUGGCAUAUUUUAGUACAGGAAUACAAUAUAUAAUAGUAGCAUCAGGGUUAAGUGAGGCAUCCUUCACCCAUAGCAUUUCUCCUUUGUUUUACAAACAAUCCAAACCUACACUUUUUAAAAAUUUUUUGUUGUUGUUGUUCUUGUUGUUGUUGAGACGGAGUCUCGCUCUGUCGCCCAGGCUGGAGUGUGCAAUCUCGGCUCACUGCAAGCUCCACUUCCCGGGUUCACGCCAUUUUCCUGCCUCAGCCUCCCAAGCAGCUAGGACUACAGGCGCCCACCACCAUGCCCGGCUAAUUUUUUGUAUUUUUAGUAGAGAUGGGGUUUCACCAUGUUAGCCAGGAUGGUCUCAAUCUCCUGACCUCGUGAUCUGGUCUCGAUCUCCUGACCUCAUGAUCUGCCUGCCUUGACCUCCCAAAGUGCUGGGAUUACAGGCAUGAGCCACCGUGCCCGGCCACUUUUUAUAAAUUUUAAAAUGUACAAUUGUUAUUUACUAUAGAGUUAUUUUUAUGGUCAUAAUACAAAUUAUAUAUGAGUAUAAAUAAAAUUCAUUUCUAAACUAUUAAUAUUUUUUCCAAAUUGUUAUAUAUUUUUCUUUGAACAUGUGGCCUGUCUGCCUGCAAACAUGCAGACUUUUUGAUUCACAUAGAGUUAAAUAUGUAUUAGUCUAAAGACAAACUUUAGGUGUAAGAAAAUUAUGGAAUAAGUGUGUGUGUGUGAGUAUGAGUUUGUACCUAUUUUCAGAAAAGAACAAUAUGGGAAUAAAAAUCAUUUUAAUAAGGUGGCUACUAUAAAACUAAAAACCUUAAAAAAUGCUGAAAGCAAAUGUAUACUUUGUGCUUUGUAUUGAAUUUAUUACUGUACAAUCCAUGACUUACAGUUCUGAACCUUUUCAUGCAAAUUCUCUGUAUAUACUUGCCUGGUACUCAUGCUAGACCCAUACUUUUUUUGUUUCUUACAUUUUUUUUGUUUUAUGGUUUAGGAAGUAUUCAUUAUAUGAGCUGGUCUGUGAUUAUAAGAAUUUUUAUGAAAUUUAGUGCACACAAAAUAAUUUUUAGAUGUAAUUCCAAAAGUAGUGUAUUAAGUUACAUUUUAUUUAGUGAGAGCACUCCAUUUUGUUCUUUUAAGGGGAGAACAAUAUAUAAGUUUUCUUUUCUUUAGUGAUUGUUCCUUUCACUUUUUAUAAUUGACAUAAGUAUAUUUAUUUAUUGAGUCAAUUUGUUCAGGUAAGUACUGGGGGGCUUCAUAAGUCAUGAGGAUGUUUUUAUAUAUAAAUGUAGCAAACAUACAUUACAGUUCUUACUGUGUAAUCGAUGCUCCAUAAUAAUUCACAAAUAUUCCUGCUGGAGUUAGUUUGUAAUUUCAAGUCAGAAAUGAAAGAUAUCAGUGGUGAAGAAAUAAGAUUGAUUCUUCAUAUGGAGUGGACAUUUUUUCCAGACUAUAAAACUGAAUCUUGCUGAAUUUAAAGAGAAAUUCUGGCCGAGGCAGAUGGAUCACCUGAGGUUAGGAGUUUCAGACCAGCCUGGUGAAACCCGGUCUCUACUAAUAAACUACAAAAAUUAGCUGAUUGUGGUGGCAUCCACCUGUAGCCCAGCUACUCAGGAGGCUGAGGCAGAAGAAUUGCUUGAACCCAGGAGGCGAAGAUUGUGGUGAGCCGAGAUUGUGCCAUUGCACUACAGCCUGGGUGACAGAAUGAGACUCAUAAAAAAAAAAAUAAAUUCUGCUUCUUUUAUUUUCUACUUCUCUUCAGAUUUGUUUCUCGUAUGUAUUUUCCAACUAUGUAUGCAUCACAGCCCUUCUUUUUCUGAGUUAUAGCUACAGUUUUCUGACUGUUCUCUUCACGCCAUUUCAUUUCGCCUGGUAUUUUGUAGAUUUUGAUGACAAAAUUCUAUUUUUAGUGCACUUAAAAAUGGAUUUUAACUGGUGAGUUCGCUUAUCAAUAUAACAUUCAGAUUAGUUAAUUAAGAUAAAAGCCAGGUGUGGUGGCUCACGCCUCUAAUCCCAGCACUUUGAGAGGCCGAGGCAAGUGGAUCACUUGAGCUCAGGAGUUCGAGACCAGCCUGACCAACAUGGUGAAACCCCGUGUCUACUACAAAUACAAAAUUAGCCACAUGUUGUGGCGCAUGCCUGUAAUCCCAGCUACUCGGGAGGCUGAUGCAGGAGAAUCGCUUGAACCCAGGAGGCAGAGGUUGCAGUGAGCCGAAAUUGCGCCAUUGCACUCCAGCCUGGACAAGAGCAAAACUCUGUCUCAAAAAAAAAAAAAAAAAAAGAUUAAAGGCGCACACUGUCCACAGGCAAGAGGAUUAAAUUAGCAUUGCAUUUCUUUGUUUUUAAAAGAAAAAUCUUAUUAGAUUCUUAUACAAAGUGUGGCAAAUAUAAAACUUGCUUGAAAAUAUGGAAAUUAAAUUUUUAAGAGAGUUAAUAGUAAACGAAUUUAAUUUUCUUUUUUUAUUUUUACUUUUUAUUUUUUAGAGACAGAGUCUUGCUCUGUCUCCCAGGCUAGAGUACAGUGGUGUGAUCUUGGCUCACUGCAAGCUCCGCCUUCCGGGUUCACGCCAUUCUCCCGCCUCAGCCUCCCGAGUAGCUGGGACUACAGGCGCCCGCUACCGCACCCGUCUAAUUUUUUUGUAUUUUUAGUAGAGACGGGAUUUCACCAUGUUAGCCAGGAUGGUCUCAAUCUCCUGACCUCGUGAUCCGCCCGCCUCGACCUCCCAAAGUGGUGGGAUUACAGGCAUGAGCCACAGUGCCCGGCCACGAAUUUAAUUUUCUAUGAUAUAAUUACAGCACAAUUUACAUUUCCGUGCAGAAUCUUUUAAGUGUGGUGGUAAAGAUUGCAAAAUAAUAAAAUGACCUCUGAAUUUAAAAUUUAGAAAAAUAUGUCUUUUCUAUAUUGAUUUUACAAUUUGGAGAAAUUUCUCUUAUUUUUUAUAUUUUUUCUUUUAGUGGGAGAAGUUUAGUCUACGGUUUUUAUUUUUAGUCACCAAGCUGUAGCCAACUCCUGGGUCAUUUUCUCUGAAAAACAUUUGGAGAUCAUGACAAGUUUUGGAUUAAAACAUUCUGUUAUUUUGCAUGCAAACUAGUUUACUGUGUUCACAGACUGGCCAGUCAUGGGACCAUAAGCAACACCUGCCCCUUUAGUGGCUUUCAUACCAUUACCACCAGUACCAGAAACUCCAGGUGGCCCAAGCUUAAAGUAAAAAUCCUAAAGUACAUUGGCUUCUCCCAUGCAAUGUGCUGGGUCCAAACCAUGCUGUUAAAUAUCAGAGUUCCUAUGGUUAUGACUGACAAAUGACAAUAAUAGCCCCAAAAUACAUAUUUUUGAUACUAUUUAGCCAAGAUUACCACAAAGAUACAGUAUUUGACACAUUCUUAUUCUAUAACAUUUUGAAAAUAUUUUCUCUUGACAGAUAAAAAUGUGUACUUUUUCUGUAGAACAUAAUAUUUUGAACAUGCUGUUAAAUAUCAGAGUUCCUAUGAUUAUGACUAAAAAAUUAAAUGACAAUAGUCCCCAAACUAUGUAUUUUCAUACUAUUUAGCCAAAGUAAUCACAAAGACACAGUAUUUGACACAUUGUUAUUCUUUUAUGUCUUAAAAAUAUUUUCUUUCAACUUGAGAAAAUGUGUGCUUUUUCUGUAGAACAUAUUUUGAAGUAUAUAUACAUUGUUAUUAUUUCUAGGUAAUUAAUACCUCACAUAGUUAACAUUUUUGUGGUGAGACCACGUCUUAUCAUUUUUCAAAAAUCCAAAUACAUUAUUAUGAACUAUAGUCACCAUGUUGUACAAUAAAUCUCUUGAACUUAUUUCUCCUAUUUGACUAUAAUUACUUAUUAUUUGACAGACUUUCCAAACCCCCAUUUCUUCUAAAUACCUUGGCAUCUGAUGGUCACCAUUUUACUCUAUACAUCAAUGGGAUUAAGAUUUUUGGAAUCCAUGUAUAGGUGAAAUCAUGAAAUAUUAAUCUUUCUGUGCCUGGCCUAUCCCAACUAAUAUAAUGUCCUCCAGCUUAAUCUAUGUAAUUUAAAAUAAUAUAAUUUUUUUCUUUUUUUUUUUUUUUUUUAAGGCCAGGUGUGGUGUCUUACACCUGUAAUCCCAGCACUGUGGGAAGCCAGGGCAGGUGGAUUGCUUGAGCCCAGGAGUUUGAGACCAGCCUGGUCAACAUGGAAAAUCCCCGUCUCUACAAAAAAAAAAAAAAAA
Molecule: messenger RNA, 8752 nt
Organism: Homo sapiens (human)
Lineage: Eukaryota; Metazoa; Chordata; Mammalia; Primates; Hominidae
Gene: ZNF714
Product: zinc finger protein 714
Exons: 5
Coding region: 323-1990 (555 amino acids)
Biological process (GO): regulation of transcription by RNA polymerase II; regulation of DNA-templated transcription
Cellular component (GO): nucleus
Source: RefSeq, marked validated